Adineta ricciae is the source of this 540-nucleotide messenger RNA. NCBI's taxonomy places the organism in Eukaryota, Metazoa, Rotifera, Eurotatoria, Adinetida, Adinetidae. The record is from the annotation of a GenBank genome assembly.
AUGAUUUCAACAAUAAACACAUUAGGACUUGAUUAUAUGACGUUUGGAAAUCAUGAAUUUGAUUUAACUGAGGAAAAGUUAUUUACUCGUAUCAAUGAAUCAGUAUUUACCUGGAUAAGUUCAAAUGUAUUUCGUGUCCAUAAAUUUCUUCCAUUUGGAUCAAAUAUUUCACAUAAAAUAGUCACCAUCGAUGGUGUUAGAAUUCUUUUAAUCGGUUUGACGAUCAAUGAACCUGUCGAUUAUGUUCGAUUCGUUGAUCAGCCGUUACUUUCCAAUUAUCUUCAAACUGAUAUUGAUAUUGCAACGAGUGUUCCACAAAUCGAUCUUAUUCUUGGCGAGCAUGAACAUGAAAACUCCUAUAAUUUACGAGGAACUAAAUUUGUACCGAUUGUCAAAGCUGAUAGUAAUGCAUUUACUGUCUAUAUCCAUCGUUGUACUUUUAAUUUGAAUACGAAACAACUUCGCAUUUAUAGUACUUUGACGAAAAUCUCUUCACAAGUAGCAGAACAAGAAAAAACGGCCAAAAUAGCUAAUUGUUAG